Molecule: messenger RNA, 1901 nt
Organism: Aphis gossypii (cotton aphid)
Lineage: Eukaryota; Metazoa; Arthropoda; Insecta; Hemiptera; Aphididae
Gene: cN-IIIB
Product: cytosolic 5'-nucleotidase 3
Exons: 8
Coding region: 801-1733 (310 amino acids)
Cellular component (GO): cytoplasm
Molecular function (GO): magnesium ion binding; 5'-nucleotidase activity
Source: RefSeq, a predicted model, not a curated record
UUACAAUUAUCAAUUUAAAAUACCUGUAUCCCGCUCGUAUGGGUAUUCUUUGACGGGGAUUUGUUGAGUUUUGGAAGGGAUAGCCGUCGUCCAAGACGUUAGACAAUCCCACAUACGUAUUAUUAUCUUUGCCACUGUUCUUAACGGAUAACCACAACCGUGCUUCAGUACUACGUAUUGUGUUUUGUACGAAGCAGCGACGAGGACGACGAUUAUAAUACUACUCAAAUUUAUUAUUUUUCAUACAGGUAUUACCUAUCUUAAUAUUAUUCUAAUUAGUUAUUAGAUUGUUGUAGGAUAUUAUAGCCACGUACACACAUUGCCACAAUCUCGUCGUCUUAUCUGCCGGCCGAUGGUGUACCGGUGACCGCUGGCGUUAAUCUUAUUAGAUAAUUCUAUGGUUUAAUUUGCUCCGUCAUUUUUCUCCUACGUGACGACCGUGUCUUGCGAUUACUUCUGACUACAACGUACCUACUCGCAUUAAUAUUUAUUAUCGGCCACUCAUACAUUUUAAUAGACAUUGACGGUUCCGACAUCGACGUCGUGUUACCAAAAGGCCGUAAGUCGUCCUGUCGAACAUCCGAUCGCCGCGACUCCUGUCAUUCGCUGAAGAUUUCUCGUCACUGACUACAACUCACUGCCUCCACCUCCGCGGUUUCACACGGCCGAGUUCUGACCAAGUUUUUUUAUAUUCAUUUUUUGUAAUUGAUUGUCGUGUAAGUGCUCCCAAGGUUCACUAGACCGAUUAAGGUACGUGCCGUGCGAACUCUUUCGUCAUUAUUUCACUUACCCGUUCAACCAUGAAGUUCGUUGAUGAGAUAAAACAAAGAUUUGCCUCCACAGUUCAUAUCAGAUGUGAAAAUGAUGUCAAUGCAAAAAUCGAACAACUGGUGGCGGGUGGUCCAGACAAAUUACAAAUAAUAUCAGAUUUCGAUCGAACCAUAUCUACUUCACAAUACAACAACAAACAAACUAUGAGUAGUUUUAGUGUAUUUGAAGCAUGUGAUAGUUUAUCAGAAGAUUACAAAAAAAAAGCACUAACACUAUUACAAAAAUAUAGACCAAUCGAAGACAACACACAAAUGACAGUUGCACAAAAGUUACCAUUUAUUGAAGAAUGGUGGCAACAGAGUGAACUUUUGUUAAAAGGCCUGUGUUUCCAAUAUGAAGAUAUUAAAAAAUCUAUUGAGAAAGCUGACCUUCAUCUAAGAGAUGGUAGUACUGAAGCAUUUAACAAAUUAUUUUGUAAAAAAAUACCUAUUAUUGUUUUAUCCGCUGGCAUUGGUGAUGUUGUUGAACUGAUACUAAUGCAUGAAAAUUUGUUAACUGAGAAUGUAACAGUUGUAUCAAAUUUUUUAAAAAUGUCUAAAGAUAGUAAUGGCUUAUCCAAGAUUGAAGGAUUUAAAGGAGAAAAACUCAUACAUGUAUUUAACAAAAAUGAACAUACAUACAUUGAAACGCAUCAAAAUGAUACAAUUUUGAGCGGAAGGUCCAAUGUUAUCCUUUUAGGUGAUUCAUUAGGAGAUGCAAACAUGGAUGGUGGUAUCCCAUACGAUACCGUAUUACGCAUAGGUUUUUUAAAUGCUGAUUUGAUGGAACACGAGGAUGGUUAUUUGCAACAAUAUAAACUUGCUUUUGACAUAGUUUUGGUUCAAGAUCAAACAAUGGGGUUGCUAAAUUAUGUGUUGGAUGAAAUUAUUGGAGAAAUAUCAACACCAUCAAAUAAAAGAUAAUACAAAGAGACAACAAAGUGGCAAUUACUAAAGAUAUAAGAUAUAAAAAUCAAAUUACAUGUAUAUUAUUUACAUUUUACAUAUAUAUAUAUAUAUAUAUAUAAAAUACUGAAACUAAUCUGUUAUAACAUUUAUCUUAGAAAAUAAACUAAAAUAAUAAUCAUUGAA